Molecule: messenger RNA, 1512 nt
Organism: Pipistrellus nathusii (Nathusius's pipistrelle)
Lineage: Eukaryota; Metazoa; Chordata; Mammalia; Chiroptera; Vespertilionidae
Source: the annotation of a GenBank genome assembly
AUGCCUAACGAUGCAGAAGCAGAAAGGGCGAACGAUUCUGGAAAUCAUGAGCACAAAUCUGAGAGAAGGUCUCCUGAGGAGAACCUACAAGAAGCUGUACAGUCCUUCUGCACACGUGCCUCAGGAGCACCCUUGGCUACCAGAGGAGAUGGCCAUUAUCCGUGGAGCUGUCCAGUGACCCAUACGCGGGAGAAAAUUUAUGCCAUCUGUUCAGACUACGCCUUUCUCAACCAGGCAACCUCAACCUAUAAAACUCCAAAUCCAUCCCGCACUUCUUGCCUCCCUGAUAGUACCUCUUUAUCUGCUGGAAAUAAUUCAUCAAGAUACAUUGGCAUCCCACCUAGUACAGCAGAAAUCAUCUACAAUGAUGAAAAUAGCUUGGAAAACUUAUCCACUAGCCUGGGCAAGCUACCUCUUGCAUGGGAAAUUGAUAAAUCUGAAUUUGAUGGGGUGACCUCAAAUUUGAAACACAAAUCAGGCAAUGUAAAGAAACAAAUUUCUAAGAAAAAAGCUUCAGAUAAGAAAGGAAGACAUCAAAGGGAGUGGCCCCAGCAUUCUCCGCUUGAAGAUAUUAAGCAGCGGAAAGUAUUAGACCUCAGACGGUGGUACUGCAUAAGCCGACCACAAUAUAAGACUUCUUGUGGUAUCUCUUCAUUAGUUUCAUGUUGGAAUUUCUUAUAUAGCACAGUGGGAGCUGGAAAUCUUCCACCAAUUACCCAAGAAGAAGCAUUACAUAUUUUGGGCUUUCAACCCCCAUUUGAAGAUAUUAGAUUUGGCCCUUUCACUGGAAAUACAACACUUAUGAGAUGGUUCAGACAAAUUAAUGACCACUUCCAUGUAAAAGGAUGCUCGUAUGUUUUAUAUAAGCCUCAUGGGAAGAAUAAAACAGCUGGAGAAACUGCUUCAGGGGCCUUGCUGAAGUUAACUCGUGGAUUAAAAGAUGAAUCCAUGGCUUAUAUUUAUCAUUGCCAGAAUCAUUACUUUUGUCCCAUUGGCUUUGAAGCAACCCCUAUUAAAGCCAAUAAGGCAUUCAGCAGGGGUCCCCUCUCAUCACAAGAAGUAGAAUAUUGGAUCUUAAUUGGAGAAUCAAGUAGAAAACAUCCUGCUAUUCACUGUAAAAAGUGGGCAGAUAUUGUUACUGAUCUGAAUACUCAAAAUCCAGAAUUUCUAGAUAUCCGGCACUUAGAGAGGGGGCUGCAGUAUCGAAAAACCAAGAAGGUUGGGGGAAAUUUGCAUUGUAUUAUAGCAUUCCAGAGACUUAGUUGGCAAAGGUUUGGCCUUUGGAACUUUCCAUUUGGAACCAUUAGACAAGAGUCACAACCUCCAACACACGGCCAGGGAAUUGCCAAAUCUGAGAGUGAAGACAAUAUCUCCAAGAAGCAUCAUGGGCGCCUGGGCCGGUCUUUCAGCGCUAGUUUCCAUCAGGAAUCAGCAUGGAAAAAAAUGUCCAGUAUUCAUGAGAGAAGGAACAGUGGCUACCAGGGUUACAGUGAUUAUGGUGGGAAUGAUUGA